Messenger RNA from Rattus norvegicus (Norway rat), 8513 nucleotides. The record is from RefSeq and is a predicted model, not a curated record. Lineage: Eukaryota; Metazoa; Chordata; Mammalia; Rodentia; Muridae.
UAACAGAUGUGUGCUGAUUCCUGACUGUUAUGUGGGUCCUGGGAUCCAGAGUCAGUCCUUACUGUCUGUCUGUCUGGCACUCCUAAGCACUGAGCCACCCUUCCAGUCCCAUUGUAGGGAUCAUUUAGCUUCUUUUGGAAUCAUUAUAGGCUAACACAAGAAGUUGUUAAAAUGCAGGGCAGGACGUUUUCCCAGUCCUUUAUUCAAUAUCCUCCCAUUUUUAAGAUUCCUAAAAGACAUCUUGGUGCUUUCUCAUUCCAAUUGUUUUUUUGUUUACCAUAUUUUGAGUCUUGAGUAAGGAGUUUUAAGUCCAGAUGUUCUUAUAAGAUCUCUGCGAGAUGUUAUACAAAUAUAAUUAAGUAAGCAAUAUUGACAGGCAUGAGACUAUCAUUAUAUCUCCGUGUUACGUGUUUGAUCACUUGCCUUACAGUAUGUGUGAAGGGGUAGCGUAUUCAGUUGCUGGGUAGAUGAGCUUUUGUUUGUUUGUAUGUGUAGUAUUUCUAGUUCACUGCUUCUUAGUAUGUUGAAAAGUAAUACACUUGGCCACAUAUUUGAGUUUAAUUAUCUCAUACUGAGGGCUUUCACGUACUCUUUGUGCAUGCGUUGGACUGUAUGAAGUGUCAUUGGGAAUGUUCCCUCGAGGGGCUGGAGCGAUGGCACAGUGGAUCCGAGCAGUGUGCUCUUGCAGAGGUCCUGGGUGGAGUCCCCAGCACUGACAUGGUGGCUCACAAACACCUCUAACUCCAUUUCAGGGGACCUAGUGACCGGUUCUGGCCUCCCCAGGCACUGCACACACAUAGUGCAUGUACAUGCAUGCAGGCAAAAUAUUCAUGCACGUGCAAAAUUAAAAUAUGUCUUAAGAAGUCAAUAUUCCUUAGAGGGCUUUAUCUUGUUUUGAAGAUAGACAUGGUUGGAAAGGCGGAGAGAAAUAGAGAGCCCGUCAAGUACCGAGAACGGACAGAGCUGUCUGAAUGCUUAUGAUUAUAACCAAUGGCAUCUGACGUCCGAGUGAGAUUUCACUGAAGCCUAUGACGUGUAACACUUUCCUCAGACCCAGAAGCACCAGUUACAACAGAAGAUAUUCAGAGUUUGACAUAGUAGAUGCUUCUCGGUGCUGCUCAUCACACUGAGAAACUGGCUUCUCCAAAAGGAAAUGAUCUGGAGAGAUCCCUCGGGGGACCACGAGUUCAUACUUCUUCAAAGGGAAGACGGGCAUUUUGAUGGAGGAUGAAGCUGUCCUGGACAGAGGGGCUUCCUUCCUUAAACAUGUGUGUGACGAAGAAGAAGUAGAAGGUCACCACACGAUCUACAUUGGGGUCCAUGUGCCCAAGAGCUACCGGAGAAGGAGACGCCAUAAGAGAAAGGCUGGGCACAAGGAAAAGAAGGAGAAGGAAAGGAUCUCUGAGAACUAUUCCGACAAAUCAGAUGUGGAGAAUGCGGACGAAUCCAGCAGCAGCAUCCUCAAGCCGCUCAUCUCCCCGGCCGCAGAACGUAUCCGAUUCAUCUUGGGAGAGGAAGAUGACAGCCCAGCACCUCCUCAGCUCUUCACGGAACUCGAUGAGCUGCUGGCUGUGGAUGGACAGGAGAUGGAAUGGAAGGAGACAGCCAGGUGGAUUAAGUUUGAAGAGAAAGUGGAACAGGGUGGGGAGCGAUGGAGCAAACCCCAUGUGGCCACCUUGUCCCUGCACAGCUUGUUUGAGCUGAGGACAUGUAUGGAGAAAGGAUCCAUCAUGCUUGACCGGGAGGCCUCCUCUCUCCCACAGCUGGUGGAGAUGAUUGCAGACCACCAGAUCGAGACAGGCCUCUUGAAGCCCGACCUCAAGGAUAAGGUCACCUAUACGCUGCUGCGGAAACACCGACAUCAAACCAAGAAAUCCAACCUUCGGUCCCUGGCUGACAUUGGGAAGACAGUCUCCAGUGCAAGUAGGAUGUUCAGCAACCCUGAUAACGGUAGCCCAGCUAUGACCCACAGGAAUCUGACAUCCUCCAGUCUCAAUGACAUUUCUGAUAAACCAGAGAAGGACCAGCUGAAGAAUAAAUUCAUGAAAAAACUGCCCCGUGAUGCAGAAGCUUCCAACGUGCUCGUUGGGGAGGUUGACUUCUUGGACACUCCCUUCAUUGCCUUUGUUCGUCUACAGCAGGCUGUCAUGCUGGGUGCCCUGACUGAGGUGCCUGUGCCCACAAGGUUCUUGUUCAUUCUCUUAGGUCCAAAGGGGAAAGCCAAGUCCUACCAUGAGAUCGGAAGAGCCAUCGCCACCUUGAUGUCUGACGAGGUGUUCCACGAUAUCGCUUACAAAGCGAAAGAUAGACACGACCUGAUUGCUGGCAUUGACGAGUUCUUAGAUGAAGUCAUUGUCCUUCCACCUGGGGAAUGGGACCCGGCAAUCAGAAUAGAACCUCCAAAGAGCCUCCCAUCAUCUGACAAAAGGAAGAAUAUGUACUCAGGUGGAGAGAACGUUCAGAUGAAUGGGGACACACCUCAUGAUGGAGGCCACGGAGGAGGAGGCCACGGUGACUGUGAAGAACUACAGAGAACUGGCCGGUUCUGUGGUGGAUUAAUUAAGGACAUAAAGAGGAAAGCACCAUUUUUUGCCAGUGACUUUUAUGACGCUUUAAAUAUUCAGGCUCUCUCGGCAAUUCUCUUCAUCUAUCUGGCGACGGUAACCAACGCCAUCACUUUCGGAGGCCUGCUCGGGGAUGCCACUGACAACAUGCAGGGUGUGUUGGAGAGUUUCCUGGGCACUGCUGUCUCUGGCGCCAUCUUUUGCCUUUUUGCGGGUCAACCGCUCACCAUCUUGAGUAGCACGGGACCUGUUCUGGUGUUUGAGAGGCUUCUUUUCAACUUCAGCAAGGACCAUAGUUUUGACUACUUGGAGUUUCGUCUUUGGAUUGGCCUGUGGUCAGCCUUCAUGUGUCUCAUCCUGGUGGCCACUGAUGCCAGCUUCCUGGUUCAGUACUUCACCCGUUUCACGGAAGAAGGAUUCUCCUCUCUGAUCAGCUUCAUCUUCAUCUAUGAUGCUUUCAAGAAGAUGAUCAAGCUGGCAGAUUACUAUCCCAUCAACUCUGACUUCAGAGUGGGCUACAACACUCACUUCUCCUGUGCUUGCCUGCCACCUGACCCAGUUAAUCUCUCAGUAUCUAAUGAUACCACACUAGCCCCAGAGGACCUGCCAACCGUUUCUUCUACUGACAUGUACCACAAUGCUACCUUUGACUGGGCCUACUUGUCAAAGAAAGAGUGUGUGAAAUUUGGAGGAAAGCUCGUGGGAAACAACUGUGACUUCGUGCCUGACAUCACACUCAUGUCCUUCAUCCUCUUCCUGGGCACUUACACCUCUUCUAUGGCCAUGAAGAAAUUCAAAACCAGCCGCUAUUUUCCAACCACAGCAAGAAAACUGAUCAGCGAUUUUGCCAUCAUCCUGUCCAUUCUCAUAUUCUGUGUAAUAGACGCCCUCGUCGGUGUGGAUACUCCGAAGCUAAUUGUGCCAAGUGAGUUCAAGCCAACAAGCCCUCACCGGGGUUGGUUUGUCCCACCCUUUGGAGGAAACCCCUGGUGGGUGUGCCUUGCUGCUGCUAUCCCGGCUUUGCUAGUCACCAUCCUGAUUUUCAUGGACCAGCAAAUCACGGCCGUGAUUGUGAACAGGAAAGAACAUAAGCUCAAGAAGGGAGCUGGCUAUCACCUGGACCUGUUUUGGGUCGCCAUCCUCAUGGUGGUGUGCUCCUUCAUGGCUCUUCCCUGGUAUGUGGCUGCUACUGUCAUCUCCAUCGCUCACAUCGACAGUCUGAAGAUGGAGACAGAGACUUCUGCGCCUGGAGAACAACCAAAGUUUCUGGGAGUGAGAGAACAACGAGUCACUGGAACCCUUGUGUUUAUUCUGACUGGCCUGUCAGUCUUUAUGGCUCCCAUCUUGAAGUUUAUCCCCAUGCCUGUUCUGUAUGGCGUGUUCUUGUAUAUGGGGGUGGCCUCACUGAACGGUGUGCAGUUCAUGGACCGUCUUAAGCUGCUUCUCAUGCCCCUGAAGCAUCAACCUGACUUCAUCUACCUGCGCCACGUCCCCCUGCGCCGAGUCCACCUGUUCACCUCCCUGCAGGUGUUGUGCCUGGCUCUGCUCUGGAUCCUCAAGUCCACAGUGGCUGCGAUUAUUUUUCCAGUUAUGAUCCUGGCCCUGGUAGCUGUCAGAAAAGGUAUGGACUACCUCUUCUCCCAGCACGACCUCAGCUUCCUUGAUGAUGUCAUUCCAGAGAAGGACAAGAAAAAGAAGGAGGAUGAGAAGAAGAAGAAAAAGAAGAAAGGAAGUCUGGAUAGCGACAACGACGAUGAGAAAGAUCCUCAACAUUCCUUGAACGCCACACAUCAUGCUGAUAAAAUUCCUUUCCUUGAGUCACUGGGUUUACCCAGUCCUCCAAGAUCUCCAGUGAAAGUCGUGCCUCAAAUUAGAAUAGAACUUGAGUCUGAAGACAACGAUUAUCUUUGGAGGAACAAGGGAACAGAAACCACGUUGUAACCUGUUAGUCAUUCUCAAAACUGACAGUUCUGUUGUUAACUGUUCUAAUUUUUUUUUUGUCUAUGUAUUUUAAAAACUUUUGUUUGGUCACUGACUGAAUAAUACAGUCACUCUCUCUGCUUCUCUCUUGCAUAGGUAAAAAUCAAGACAAUAGUGUCCCUUUUCUUUAAAAAGAAAAAAAAAAGCAUUUGAGGGUCACAUUCUUGAGUUCAUGCAUUCAGAUGUGUCCUCUGACAUGUAAAUCCCUCUGUCACAGGAGACAAACACAGAAACCGCUCUUGUCAAGCAGAGAUCAAAUGUGUUAAGAAUUUUUGUACCACCUUUUAUGAAACUAUUGAAGGACUUAUGACCCAAGCUUGGAGCUGUGCUUACUGGCUUGGCUCUGUCUGGUAGAGUAGCCCUUGACCUCCAAACAGAGUCCCUUCCUGCUUACAGAGUCCCCAAGACUGGAAAAGUGCUGCUACCAACCUGCCCUUGCUCGCCAACCCUGAUUUUAGAGUUAUCAAAAGCAAAAAACACUAAAGGUACUUUGCUCCCUGUAGAGAAACCUUUGUCAUCUUGUAGCAAGUGCUGGAAUGUCCCUUUUCCUAUGCAACUUUUUUUAACCCUUUAAUGAACUUAUCUGUUGAGUACAUCGAAGAAUAUUUUUCUUCCUAGAUUUUGUUGUUUAAAUUAUGGGGCCUAACCUGCAACUUAUUUUUUGUCAAUUUUUUAAACUUUUUUUUAAUUACUGUAAAGAAAAUGAAUUUUUUUCCUGCAGCAGGAAACAUAGUUUUGAGUAGUUCUACCUCUUACCUGUAGCUGCCAGGCUUUCUGUAAAAAAUGUAUUGUAUAUAAUGUGAUUUUUACACACGUGUGUGCACAUGAGUACGCACACACACACACACACACACACACACACACACACACACACACACACCACUCUAGGGUAAGCCAGAAGGCUAGAACAAAUUAAAAGAAAAAUGAAACACCAUGUUUCUAAGAAUCUGUUGGGUUGUCAGAUUGUCCCUGCCCCCCCCCCUUUUUUUCCCAAAAUAAUUGUAGCUGUUUUGUGAAGGAAUCUGGGGAGGAGAGAGAACUGUGUGCAGGAGGGAUAACUUCUGCUGUGGGGAUGGUCAUGCUGGGAGCAGAUACUGGUGUGUUACACGUCGAACAUCCUACAAAGUAUUGGUAGGGAUUUCCUCAUUUUAAUAAUUUGUGUGUUUGUGUAAAAACUCUGUGUGUGGUUGUUGUACACCUGUGCAAAGCCAGAUGGAGUGACAGUAACCAGAGGGCAAAGCUGUCAUGCUUCUUGUGUCCAUUUUUAUAAAGUCCAAAACCACUCAUGAGAACUCUAUUAGGGGCCAAGAAAUACAUUGUGUAAAUUCAGGUGAGCAUAGCUUAUUACUCAGAUGUCAGUCAGCACCACAGAUACAACAGUCCGGAUCUAAAAUAUGAAAGCCAUAAGAAUAUUAACAGCCCUGUCACAUACCUGUAACAUGGUGUAGGAAUGCACAUAGAUCUGCGAAGAAAGUUUAAAGUGCUCACUUACAUGCACUCUUAGGAUAGGGUUAUUGGACCACUCAGAAUACGUGUAUGUGUGUGUAUCUAUGGGCUUCAAUAGACCGAGUUGAAAAUUAGACCUUUCUUAGGCAAAUUGAGUGUGGCAUUUGAUUGCAAUAUUUUUAGUAAGUUCUAUUAUAUACCAAUUAUAUAUUGAGAUGAUAAUUUGGAUGGGGAAUCCACACUUUUGGAUUUGUGUAGCAACAGUUGUGAUAUAUAUUCACUGGGAGAGAUUGCUGGGAGAGUUAGAGGAACAGAAGGGAACCACUUGCUCUCACUGGUUCUGUGGUUGGUUCUUAAGGACUCCCACCUUCUUACGUGAACUAAAAUAUAGUCCUGCUCUCCUGAAAAUUUGAUAAGAGUUUUAUUAUCCUGUUAGAUGUAACUUUUAUGGCAUUUGGUCAUCUUGAAACUUUAGAUUUUAGAGAAAUUAGGCAUGAAUGACCCCAAGAUUUUUGUUGUUGUUGUUGUUCAAUGAUAGCAUCAAAUCACGUGCUAUUUGGUAACCCCUCGAAUGAUACAUUUUUACAUCGCAUUUGUCUUGAGGGCUAUCCUUAAAAUGGGUGUUGUGCAUUAUCUGGUUUUCUCUUAAACCAUGUAAGGAAAUCUUACCUUUUCUACGAUAGACACAGCAGUAAAAUAUUUAAAAGCAUGCAUCGUAAAUGCAGUCCAUAUAUAUAUUUUUUUUCUAAUUAUGAAUCAAGUUUAUGUAGGGACUCAUGGUCCUCCUCUUACUUAGCCCCUGGAGUAACUCAUUAGUUCUUGAGUAGAUCUUAAAGUUAUCUCACCCAACGAAUGUUCCCCAGUCUGUGACUGGGGUGGAUGGUUAGUAUUCACGGAAUGAACAUAAAGCCAUACCUUACAUUUGCUACAGGAAUAGUUAACAGCAAGUGCUCUCAUUACCGCCAUAGCACCCACACUAACAAGCGGAACCCCAAAUCUCUAUGGAUGCACCGUCUUAUCUGAAUCAGGCUGAAUUCGCAUAUUGGCCACUAACCAAACAGAUUUCAUAGUGGUUUGGUUUUUAGUAAACUGGACACAAAUGAAGCAACGGAUUCUUUAUAAUGUCUUUCUACCUUCCUUCCUCCCUGGAUGUGAAUCGGAGAUGAGUGUUUCUCGAAGCAAAGACUCAGAGUUCUUGUCCAGGAGUACUGUGGUAGUGCAAACUGGCUGGGAGAAAGAAGAUGUGCAGGCUGAGCCUGUUUGUCGAAACAUCGAGGCCUCCAGUUGGCAGAAACCCUGGGAGAUGCUGAUCCUUACCUACUGUGUGCAGAAACUACUAAUCGUUUUGUAUGUCAGAGGCAGUGUUGUUUCAGCCUCUCCUGAAAAAGUCGAGGGGUGGGGCUAGGAAGUACUCGUUUGAGAAGACAUUAACCAGACCAUCCUUCUUCUCCCCCACCUAAGAGAAAGGGCUGUUUGUUGUCAGUAAUCUGGCUUAUGUGCAUUUGGGGCACAUAUAACAAUACACACAGAGUAAAUCCUUUGUCAGUUACGUGUUGCUGUUUAAUAUAGCAAAUGACUGUCUUCCGUGUUUUUGUUUCUUUUAUUUUAACUGUGUUAAAGUACUUGAAAUGUAUUGACUGCUGAGAAUCUUUAAAAACAAAACCAUAUGAGUUAUAUUACAGAGGUUGGCGUUGACCAGGAAUGGGACAAAGUUUUCUUCAAUUUUUUUUUUCAUACCACUUCACAAUUUUGGUGCAAGGACCUGAGAUUUUCUCCCUUAUGUUCUGUGAUAUUUGUCCAUCUGCACUCACAGCAUGAGCACGAAGCCCAGUUGGUACGAAGUGAGACUGGAGACAGAAGACAGCCUUGGGGAGUUUUCCGAUGAUGACUUAAUGGAGCUUCCUGGUAGCCCGACUGAAAACCCUUCUGUAAUAUAUGUGAAUGGGGCAGGCUGUGUUUCGACCAGAGAUUUGGAUCUAUCUUAUUCCUGGCUCAUUUCAUUGUGCUCUGUGGAUACACACAAGAAUCCUGAAUUCUGUUUCCUAGGCAAAUACUGAAACUCAGGGCUAAAGUCACCCAGUGAAUCCUUAGAACCUGAAGUAACUUUGUCCCAGGCCUACAAUGUGCAUCGACUGCAGAGUCGCCUCCUUGCAGCCAAGUUCACGGCUGGAACAUAUCCGUACACAUUACGUUUCACAAUCAGUACACACUUUCAGGUAGUCUUAUUUUUAUUCUCUUAAGUCUUUAUUAACUUUGGAGAAAUGAGGCAUCUUUUUAUUUUAAAUGAAGUAGGAUCAACAUGGUGGAACAAAAUGAUAAAGAACAGAAAACAUUUCAAUAUAUUACUAAUAAUUUUUUUUCCAAUAUGAAACCUAAAAUUCCUAUAACAUAGUAUUUUACAGUUUUAUGAAGCUUUCUAUUGUGACUUUUAUGGAAUUAAGAGAUGAAGAAGAUGAGAUAUUUUAGCAUUUAUAUUUUUCAAAAUUAAAUGUAUACUUAAAAUAAAGUAACUUUAUGCAUUUA